GUCUCAAUUUCUUCUGUUAUGAAAACUCCUCAAUGAAGUGUUGGAUAACUGCAGCUUCCGUGGCGUUAUGCAAGACCAUGUGGAGAGUUUAUUCCCGGCUGUCUAUGUUAGUUUUUUCUAACAUAUGUGCAGGAGGUAUUUAAAUUGAGAAAAGUCUGAAAAUAGCAUCAUGGCAAAGCGGAGAAAGUGUGCAGAGACAGACGAAGAAGAAGCCACAACAAAGAAACUGAAGCGGGCGAUGACUGAAGUAACCAGAAGAGCAAAGACAAGAGUGAAGAAGAAAGAUACAGUUAAUGAUCUUACAGAUAAAGAGGAGAAGUUUGAGAAGAAGGUCAAUACUAAGCCACGUUUGUCCUCAAAACGAGCAGCAGAGAAAAAUUCUUCCAGUACCAACACCAGCACUGAUGUCAAAACCAGUAAAUACUUCCAGUCCCCACUAAAGCAGGAAGUUGAUAGUGAAGAUGACUUCGACAUGGAUACCUCUGCACCACCUCUGGUUGAUGUGAGCCCCAAGAAAAUGGAGAAAGAAGAAGAAGAGGAGGAUGAUAGUGAGGAUGAAGAUGAUUGGGAAGAAGUGGAAGAAUUAGCUGAACCUCUGGGUCCAGUCGAAACGCCUGAGCCGGUCCUGCCUUCUCAGCCCGUAGAGAUCGAGAUCGAGACGGCCGAAGUCAGAAAGCAGAAGAAGAGGCAGGCAGAGGUGGAGACUUACUUCCGGCGAAUGAUGAAGAGAUUUAAGAAGGACCUGCUGAUUGACACACACAAGGUCCACCUCAUGUGCCUUAUAGCCAACGGGAUGUUUCGCAACCGUCUUUGCAGCCAACCGGACCUACUGGCCAUCACUCUGUCCUUGCUGCCGUCCCACUUCUGCAUGGUCGCCAAGGAACGCAUUGAUCAAAACUACCUCUCUGGACUGCUCAAAUGGUUUAGAGCAACCUUCACGCUCAACCCUAGUCUUUCCUGUGAGGAGGGUCUGGUCCCUCGGGCUCUGCUGGAGAGACGACUGGCCUCACUCUCAGCCAGAGACCACCAAGAGAUGACUCAUAUUUUUCUUUUGAUUCUAAGGUCUCUGCAGCUUUUCUGCCGAUUGGUUCUCUCAUUACAGCCAGUUCCUUUCAAACCUCCUUCAGCCAAGCCCAAAGGGGCCAGAAAAUUAACUGCUGCCACUGAAUCAUGCCAAAAAAACAACUGUGUGAAGCCCAAAGUCUCUCCAGGCUCAAAGAGACCAUCAGGAGGAAGGAAAACAAAAGGGAGCAGUGGAGGCAAACAAUCAAAGAGGAACGAAACAAACGAGGAGAAAGAGGAAGCUCUUAUAUUUUCAGGAGGACAGAGACCCAAAAAUUCUAAACGUCGCAGUGUGGCGUCAAAGAUCAGCUACAGAGAGGAGAGCAACAGUGAUGGGGAUGAUGGCAAUGAAGAGGAGGAGCUUAGUGAUGCAGAAGAGUUUCAGGCAACCAGUGAGGACGACAGCAAGGACUCAGAAAGUGAAGCCAAGUCUGCAAAAAGGAAGAAAGGGAAAGCAAAAAGAACAGCUGAAGCAAGAAUCAACAAAAAUACAACAGCUCCAAAACGAAAAAGUGGUGGGAAAAAACAGGAAAAAGCUGAGGAAGAGAGUGAGUUGGAGGAAGAUCAAGGAGCUGAUAAAAAUGAAAGAGCAGCAAGUAACAAGACAAAACCACAGAGUGGGAAAAGCAAAGAGCGGCCUGGAACAGACGAGUGGUUAGAGGUGUACCUAGACAAAACAUCUUCUUGGGUUUGUGUAGAUGUGCAGCACGGAGUAGGCCUGCCUCAUCUCUGCUCCCAGAAUGCAACAGCACCACUGACCUAUGUGGUGGCGGUGGACGGAAGCGGGUUUUUAAAGGACCUGGGAAGAAAGUAUGACCCCACCUGGAUGACAUCAUCCAGGAAGAGGCGGGUGGACGAUGAAUGGUGGGAGGAAACACUCGAGCCAUUCUUGGGCCCGGAGGAUGAGAGAGACAAAAAGGAGGAGAAGGAGCUCCAGAAUAAGCUUCAGAACAAGCCCCUGCCAGUCUCUGUAGCUGAGUAUAAGAACCAUCCUCUGUAUGCCUUAAAGAGACACCUGCUGAAGUACGAAGCCCUUUAUCCUCCUACAGCCACCGUCCUCGGAUACUGCAGAGGAGAGCCUGUGUACUCCAGAGAUUGUGUGCACACCCUCCACUCCAGAGAAACGUGGCUAAAAGAAGCACGAACUGUCCGACUCGGAGAGGAGCCAUUCAAGAUGGUGAAGGGCUUCUCCAAUCGUUCUAGAAAGGCCAGGAUGAUGUCCGAGACGAAGAACGAGAAGGACCUUCCUCUGUUUGGAGAAUGGCAGACUGAGGAGUACCAACCACCCAUAGCCGUGGAUGGGAAGGUUCCUCGUAACGAAUACGGUAACGUCUACCUCUUUAAAUCCUGCAUGAUCCCGGUGGGCUGUGUUCAUGUCAGGCUGCCCAACCUGCACCGUGUGGCCCGAAAGCUGGACCUCGAUGCUGCACCUGCGGUCACGGGCUUCGACUACCAUGGAGGAUAUUCACAUGCUGUAACUGAUGGUUACAUUGUGUGUGAAGAAGAUGAGGAGAUUCUCAGAGCCGCCUGGGUGGAAGAGCAGGAAAUUCAGAAACAGAAAGAAAAAGAGAAAAAGGAAAAGCGAGCUGUCGCCAACUGGACUCUGCUGGUGAAGGGACUCCUGAUCAGAGAGAGGCUUAAACAGCGUUACAACAAGAAGACCCAGGGGUUUGGGAGCCUUGCUCAUGAAGGCGAUGCUGGGGGUUUUUCUUCUGAUGAGGAGGUGGUUGAAGGGGACACUUCUGGGGCUAAGACCGCAUCUGAGACUCUGGCUAUGUCCUGGCCCCAAAACAGACAAGCUGAAGAGGAUGCCGGGUGCACCAGCAAAUCCAAGAAGAAGACGACAAGACGAGAGAAGAAGAGUCAAGAGCAGCAUUUAUUCCCCUUUGAGAAAGUUUAA
Messenger RNA from Nematolebias whitei (Rio pearlfish), 2962 nucleotides. It is a transcript of the gene xpc, whose product is annotated as xeroderma pigmentosum, complementation group C. Gene Ontology annotation, biological process: nucleotide-excision repair; mismatch repair. Gene Ontology annotation, cellular component: nucleotide-excision repair factor 2 complex; nucleus; XPC complex. The transcript is spliced from 14 exons. Bases 170 to 2962 code for a protein of 930 amino acids. NCBI's taxonomy places the organism in Eukaryota, Metazoa, Chordata, Actinopteri, Cyprinodontiformes, Rivulidae. Gene Ontology annotation, molecular function: single-stranded DNA binding; damaged DNA binding. The record is from RefSeq and is a predicted model, not a curated record.